This is a messenger RNA of Gasterosteus aculeatus aculeatus (three-spined stickleback), 1966 nucleotides long. RefSeq names its product synaptogyrin 2a (gene syngr2a). Gene Ontology annotation, cellular component: synaptic vesicle membrane; neuromuscular junction. Lineage: Eukaryota; Metazoa; Chordata; Actinopteri; Perciformes; Gasterosteidae. The record is from RefSeq and is a predicted model, not a curated record.
CUUGAACACGUCGGAGCAGAAAAAGUUUUUUUCCGGAAGCCGCUCAGGCAAAACGAAACUGUCACAAACUUUGACAGGGGAGACUUCUACUCGUCUUUAAAUCCUUUAUAUAGAAGUUGAGGUUUUUUUUGACCAAACAAAACAAAACAAAACAAAAUGCAGGGCAGCGCUUACGGGGCCUCGCUGGCUGGCGGUGCUUUCGAUGUGGUGAAUUUUGCGAGACAGCCUCAAACCAUCUUGCGCUGCCUGAGCUGGGUGUUCUCCAUCGUGGUCUUUGCAAGCAUCACGGCAGAAGGCUACAUGAACCCAUUGGAGGCGGAAGACACCAAAUGCAUGUUCAACAAAAACGACAGCGCCUGCAGCUACGGGGUCGGGAUCGGGGUCCUGGCCUUCCUGGCUUGUGUGGUCUUCCUCGUACUGGAUGCCUACUUCCCACAGAUCAGCAAUGCCAAGGAGAGAAAAAUGAUUGUCAUGGGAGAUUUGAUCUUCUCAGGGGCUUGGACGUUUCUGUGGUUCGUCUGCGCCUGUCUGCUGGCCAACCAGUGGUCCAAAACCGCCGACUCGUCUGUCAUCGCCAAGGACGCCGCCCGAGCCAUCGUGACCUUCUCAUUCUUCUCCGUCGUCACUUGGGGUCUGUUGUUUUACUUUGCGUUCGGAAGGUACCUCGAGGGCGUCAGCGACUUCGACCAGGGGUACAGGGACCCGGCCAACGACCACAGCACGCCGUACCCGCCGUCUCCGUACGCCAGCAGCAGCAGCGGGCCGGCGGGAUACCAGCAGUCGCCUUUCUCCAACAACCAGGAGCAGCCGGGAGAGUACCAGCCUCCAGCUUAUUGAAGUCCAACAGGGGAGUUUGCUUUUUGUUUUGUUUUGUUUUUUUAAAUAAACGUGUGCCAACGACUUCAUCCACAACUCUGUUCUCUGCGUUCCCUUUCACCCUCUGCAGGAUGUGUUUGCGUUUAGUUUGGCUGCACUGAGGUGUUCUUACUUCAUAGUGUUGUAAGUUGUGUGGUGGCGGAUUGCUGCGCUGUUCAAAGUGCCACACAGAGCGGGGGAACUCUGGAGAUUUAUAUGGAUAUAUCUAUAUCUAUAUAUAUAUAGAUAUAGAUAUGGGUUUUUGGGGGGGAUAGACAGAGAUUGUCAUGGACAGACAUUGUUGUCAUUGUACCAAACCAGCUGAAGUUCUUUUUAUGCCCCUUUUUUGUUUAGGACAUCAGUGCAAAGCUGUUCACUUCUAAGCACUAAUCAACCAAUCAGCUUCACAGAGAUGCCGGGAAGUCUGCUUUUCCUUUUUUGAGAUUAAUAACAACUAAUUGUCUUUUAAAUGUGUUACUUUUGACUACAUCAUAGUUUUUUUGUUUUUCAUUACUGCCAGUCAUAUACGGCAGUUCAACUAUAAUUUACUGAUGGAGUUCAGUAGAUUUUUUCCUAUGUUACUUAAUUAACGAUUGCAUUGAAAUGUGCCCUCUACAACUACUGUAAUGCCAUGCUCCUUUCCUAGUUAUCAACCACUGAAAAUGGCUUUCAUGCACUGAAAAGCUCAGUUAAUUUCUUUAGGGCAGUUAGUUGCCAUUAUUGGAAUUUUUAUUUAUGAUUUUAAAUCAAUUCUGCCAGCUAUUAUUUAGUAUUCAUCAGCUACCUCUGUAGAAGUAUAAAGUGCUCUCCUUGAGUUCACUCUUAAGUAUCUAAUUGAGUAAAUGUUCCAGCCAUGAAUAGUUUUCAGGAAUUCGGUGAUGUUGUGCUAAAUUGGUAUAUUUAUUAUUUUUCUCAAUCCUUUAGUCCAGCUACAUGACAAUCAAACUAUAUUUGUUUCCAAAUGACUUUAUGCUCCCGCUUCUCGUACACUGUAGUUUUGCAUGUGUUGCAGUUUCGCUGCUCAGUGGCUUUACAAUAACUCCCCAUUGCCUUUGUACAGUAUUCUGUAUCACGCAGGAUUUGCCAAAUAAAAACUGUUGAUGUUUUUAAA